Pocillopora damicornis (cauliflower coral) is the source of this 1240-nucleotide messenger RNA. Its product is annotated as SPARC. NCBI's taxonomy places the organism in Eukaryota, Metazoa, Cnidaria, Anthozoa, Scleractinia, Pocilloporidae. The record is from RefSeq and is a predicted model, not a curated record. Gene Ontology annotation, biological process: anatomical structure development. Gene Ontology annotation, molecular function: calcium ion binding; protein binding; collagen binding.
GCGUUUGACACACAUGAUAGACAAUUUUGGCUAGUUUUUGUCUUUGUCUAAACUUUCCGUAAACAUCACCACCCAGCGGAGCUUUGCCUUCCUUCAUAAUCGUCUCUUUGCUUGGUUAUGUUGCGUGACGAUGCAAUACGUGACCUCUUUCGAAGACCGGCCCGUCCCACGUCAACAGCGCUUUGCAGCUUGAAUGCGUCAUCUGUCAUCCUUUUGGUUGAUGACAGCUUUCUGACAUGUCGAAAAGUAUUAUAGUAUAGGACAGUGUAGAAUUUCCCCAACAUUCGAGGAGGCCUUCAUUCCACUCAAGGUGACAAACACCGAACUUUGUCGCUAAAAGACUUAGUCUCGAGAGCAGAAUUAGAACCUGGUGGCUUGAGAGAGAGAUAAGGAAAGAAAAAGGCUUUCGUCAGGAUGGGUGCCAGACUGUUGUGUUUUACUCUUGCUUGCGUAUGCCUUCUUACAACGGCGACCGCAGAACAGUCACCGGUCAAACCAAAGGAUCCUUGCCAGAGGGUUUUCUGUACUAAAGGACGUAUGUGUGUUGUGAACGAGGAUCGAUCUACCACUUGUGUGUGUCCAGAAUCUUGUCCUGAAGAGUACAAUCCAGUCUGCAGUGUGUACCGAACGGAGUUCAACAAUAAGUGUGAACUGCACAAGUUUGCUUGUCGACUUGGCGUUAUGGUUGGAAUAGAACGACAGGGAAAGUGUGAUGACGAGGGAGACAAGUGGAAGUGGGGGCCGUGCUCAACCUCCAGUCUUCAGCAGUUCCAUGAUCGAUAUCUCGAAUAUCUAAUGUUUGCACGAGAGAAGGAGUUGGAUCCAGAUUUCCCACUUGAGUCGAAGAGAUUGGAAUCGCUGACAUAUGAGGAACGGAAAGCAAUUAUAGAGUGGGAAUUUUAUGGUAUGGACAAGAACCACAAUGACAUUCUCGACAAAGACGAAAUCAAAUUAAUGAUCGACCCGAACGAAGACUGCAUGAUCGGAUUUAUGAAGUCAUGUGAUUAUGAUCAUAAACCGGGAAUCAGCAGAAAGGAAUGGAACGAAUGCUUUCCGCCAAUCAGUCCUGAAGUGAACCAAGACGCUAUGGACUUCAAAUGAAAGAAGCAACAAAUGUCAGAAGGAGCCUUCAAAAAAAUACUUGUUAUUGUUUUUAUUUCCUCAGAUGUCAGUUCUAGUUCAUUUGUAAAACCUCGUUAUUCAAGAAUGCUUUGAUUAAAAUUUUCCUUAACGCUUCAUA